Paramacrobiotus metropolitanus is the source of this 3196-nucleotide messenger RNA. RefSeq names its product PR domain zinc finger protein 15-like. Gene Ontology annotation, cellular component: nucleus. NCBI's taxonomy places the organism in Eukaryota, Metazoa, Tardigrada, Eutardigrada, Parachela, Macrobiotidae. The transcript is spliced from 5 exons. Gene Ontology annotation, molecular function: protein binding. The record is from RefSeq and is a predicted model, not a curated record. Bases 166 to 3009 code for a protein of 947 amino acids.
CGUUUCAAACGGAGCAACAGUAUUUCCUUCUCAGUUCAGCGUUUUGAGCGCCCUUGGCCUUUCACUUUAAUCGUUCGAUUGGUUUUUUAUAGCAGAAGUCCACUGAAUAAUUGUCUGUCUUUAUUUCGUACAGCCACCCGAUCCGCGCAGCGACCAGACCACAGCAUGUUGCAAAGCGUUAUUGCCAACCGGACUCCGACGGGAGAGCUGCAGUACUUUAUCGUCUGCUCAGCUGCACCCUCGGAUCCAUCAUCUCCUUCGUCUCUCCCGCCACCCCCAGUCUCCUCGUUCGUUCCCAUCAAACCCAAACCUGGUGCCAGCGUCCCCGCUCCACCCGCAGAAGUUUCCAAUAUCCUCGAACUUCUCCAACCAGUUUCGUCCCAAGUUGUGAGUCUUGUGACGGAUUUGACUGGUGAAAACCCACAACCCUCAACAUCCGCGGAUGAUCAGUGCGUUCUCUGCACGUAUCGCUUAUCCGACACCAAGGACAAAAAACGCGCAGUCUUCAAAUUCCCUAAGGAUGCUGUGCGGCGGAAGAAAUGGGUGGAUGUGUGUCGCCAGGGAAAGGAGGACUUUGAGUUGCGUUCCGCGUCGUUCGUGUGCCAGCAGCAUUUUGCAGCUCAGUAUUUCCGUCUGCCGUUGCUGCGGAAUGGAAAGGAGAGGAAACGGCUGACGUGGUUUGCGGUGCCGUCGUUAACGGUGGCCACGGCGGAAGAGAAGGAUGGAGCGGAUGCGGAAUGUGAAGCUGGUGAUGAGGAUAUGGAAUGUCUCAACGCGCAGAUGCGAGUCUACAGUAACGGACUGCCGAAUGCGGUUGAUGUCCCGUUUGGACCUUCGCGUCUGGUCAUUCCUAGUCAAACGUUGCCUUCCGCCGAAGAAAAGGAGAACCUUUGCGGUAGCAGCAUAUACUGCCCAGAAUGUGAAAUUUUUGGACCGGAACCUUGUUGGCAGCACACGAAGCGCUAUAAGGACCGGCAAACAGUCCCGCUGGCAAAAGCUAGCCUUCCAUCGGUAUUACGAUUCAUUGCGGCGGAUGAGUAUCCUGACGCACCGACUGGAGUGUCUGCGCGCUCCUUCCUUCAUUCCCACUCAGUAUUCGGACCAAUGCGCGGUGUGCUCUGCAGUCGCAUGGGCGGUAAAUUUAUCGUCCCCGGCAAAGACUACCGGCAGUGCUACCAUCUGGAGUCGGACUACGCCUGCAACUGGAUGAAAUACGUUCACUUUGCGGACGAUCCCAAGGAGCAGAAUGUGGCAGUGGCUAUCCGGGACAAUCAGAUCUUCUUCGUCACAACCAAGGACAUCAAGCCGGGAACUGAGCUGAAGCUGUGCUAUUCGCAAAAAUAUGCAGAAACUGUUGGUACACUGCCUAGGCAUCCGUUAUUUGGAAAAUUAGUGCACCACGUUGCACCCGCCAUUACUAGCGAUCAAAAUAUCCCCAUAAGUCAAGAAGUUCUUGAGAACGCCCCCACCGCGCUGUUGGAGCAGAAUUCUAACAUUCCCGUUGUGGAUCACGAGAAUAAUUUGGUUUGUGGCGUAGCUGUGGAUGCAGUUCCCAUUUGCGACGGUGCUGAUGAACCGGAUAUUCCUGAUCGUUCCCUCAGUCCAGAAAUCGAUAGUGCACUGCAUGAACCUGGGGAUACUGAAGAUGAACACGCAAUAUCCGUGGAAGCCUCCUCGGAUGUGGUUCCAUACUGGACGUCAGAUGCGGUCCUCUUUAAAGCGGAAACAUUUUGCGGAAACGAUUGUUGUACUGACUUGACUGAAAAGGGUAAUUCCAGAAAGCGUAAGCGGAAAGAAAUCAGAGCGGAAGCGGUCAAAGAAAAAAGACCACAAAACUGCAGUACGGAAGCGACUGCUUCCGCAGCUGAUCAGCCUAAUCCGACAACGGAACUCGGAAUACCGAAGCUGGUAAAAGUUGUACGGAUGAAAGUGACUCCCUCUGCCGUUGAUCUAAAUGAUCAAGCUAAGGAAUUAGGCAUACCGUUAGAGAAACUAAAAUCGUUAAAACGAAUACGACCGAAGCCGGUAUCGGCGGAAACCGGAAAAGUCGUCAGCAAGUUCUUUCGAGAUCCGACCGCACUGGUGAAGUAUCCCUGUGAAAUUUGCCGCAAACAUUUCCAGACGGAAGCUCUGAUGCAGCUUCAUCAGCGCUUUCAUGACGAUGCGACAGAACCUGAUGGAAAUAAAGAUACUGGCGAUAAUGUUUGUCCUGAUUGCUCAGAGCGGUUCGAAAGUCUUCCCGAUCUCUUUAAGCACGUGGAGGGACACGGAAAGCCGUAUACGAAGAAAGAACAGUGUCCGGUAUGUAAAAAGUUCAUUGUUGCCCAUCUGCUGAGCCGCCACAUGAAGGGCAAUCACCCGAGUGGCGACAUGGACGAUGCUGCGGAAUAUACUUGUGAUGUUUGCCAGCAAGUGUUCCCCUCAGAAAUUAAACAUCGAGCCCAUAUCCAGAUCCAUAAAGUUCCCAAAUGCCUGAUUUGUGCGGAAAUCUUUGAGGGCUGGAUACCUCUGGGCCGGCACGCGUUAACCCACAAACAGGCGGACGGGUUUCACUGUCCUAGUUGUGAUGCCACCUUCGCCACCUUUCGCCGACUAACCGGGCAUUACCGUAACCAUCACGACGUCCGAUCUAUCUGCACCUGUACUGUGUGUGGUAAAAUUUUUAGAAAUAAAAUCGAUCUGUAUCAGCAUAUGCAGAUUCAGCACACCCGACGGGACUUCUCUCACGAAUGCACGGUGUGUGGGAAGAAGUUCCGGCUGCGCGAGACCAUGCGUAAUCACGUGGCCUUUGCGCAUACGGUCGGCGGACGACAGAGAAUGCAGCAGUCACAGACGAAAUACCUGAAAAAAGUGAACUAUGUGGCGCCGCGCAAACGCAUGUUGCUGGAGGAAUUCCCGCUGAAGUGCGACAAGUGCCAAGUGGGAUUCCUGCGAGAGGGACGGUAUCUGCGGCAUUUAAACAAAUUUCAUCCGGAAAUGCCGCUACCUUUUUCUGGUGGUAGCGGUUAACUGAAGCUAAUAAUCUCUCUCUUUGAUGAUUUUCUCGGACGAGUUGAAUGUGCUUCAGUGUAGUGAUCGCGAGAUUACGCCGUUUCAAGGCAUGCUGCAUGCACGGUAUUUCACUUCAUGUGUCAGUAUAACGCGUAUGAUUCUAAUAAACUUUCAACUUUCGUUUUUGACACUAACAGCUAACUGU